This is a messenger RNA of Caenorhabditis elegans, 1342 nucleotides long. RefSeq names its product BUB1 N-terminal domain-containing protein (gene san-1). The record is from RefSeq and is marked reviewed. Bases 9 to 1181 code for a protein of 390 amino acids. Lineage: Eukaryota; Metazoa; Nematoda; Chromadorea; Rhabditida; Rhabditidae. The transcript is spliced from 8 exons. Gene Ontology annotation, biological process: mitotic spindle assembly checkpoint signaling.
UUUUAGCAAUGGCAGAAGAACCGUACGUUUUCACUCUUAAAAAACGAAACAAUGAUGACGCAGAAGAUGAUUGGGAUCGAUAUUCGGAAAAUGUCCGCCCAACAAGAAGGGGAAGAAAGAUUGACGCACUGAAAAGAAAUGUUGAAGAAGUUGUUACCGAAGAAACUGCACGCUUAAAGCUUGAUCAACUUCUCGAAGAACUUCAAAACCUGGAAUGUUCAGAAGAAAGCGAAGAACUUCAGAAAAUUCUAGAUUUCUGUUCGUGGUUUGAAGAGAAACUUGCAAUUGGUUUUCACAAAGUAUAUUACGAACUUCUCUGGAAAAUAAUCAGCAGACAUGGAUUCCUGGAGAAAUACAAAGAGGACGAGAGAAUGCUUAAAAUUUGGGAGAAAAUGGCAGAUAAUAGCGCUGGUCAUGCACAUGAUAUUUAUCAGUUUGCUAUUAGCAGAAAAUCUUUAGUAAAGUGCGCUGCUCUCUACGCUCGUUGGUCUCAAUCUGUGGAACUAGCUGGUGCAUACGUAGAAGCCAGACGUGUUCUGAUUCUUGCUCGAACUAAUUGCGCAGUUCCAAUACAAAUCGUCAAUGAUGCCGAAGAUGCUCUAGAAAUGAGAGAAAUGCGAAGACAUCUACAGGAAAGAGACUCUGAUGAUGAUGAGGAAGAGGAAGAAACGAGAAAAGCAUUCACUAAUUUACCAGUGAUUGGUGAUAAUCAUACAGUUCCGAUUGUUCGUUUGCCAUCGAUGUGCUCAGAUACAACGAAGAAAGCGAUGAAGUUUGAUACGGGAAACGUGGAAAGGGUUAACCCAGUUUGUAAGGAUAAUCAAAUGCAACCAUUUGAGGUUCUCUCCUACACUGAUGCGGAUGACGUGGAAUAUUUGAGAAACGUUCAUGAGCUUCAUGCUCACAUCGAAAGAUAUGCCAUCAAGGAAACAACUAAUCCGAGUAUCACGGGAUCAUCUACUUCUGAAGCUGCAGCUGUUACUAUUUAUCCAGUUUCCAGUUCAGAGUUCGAAGUUUGGACUGUUGAAGGAUCUGGACCGACAAAAGCAAAGGCUAGAAUGGCUAUUAAGCGUGUUUUCAAGGAUUUGUCGUUUGAGGAAUAUGCCGCGUCUCUUCUGCCGAAUCACCCUUCGAUGGUGCGUGCAACUGCAAAAAAGUUGGAUUUCGAUGAGACAUUGUAAAUUUCAAAUCAUUUAUUUUCACGGAAAAAGUACAUGAGAAAACGGAGGAGAAAUCACUAGCAAAUCAAUUCUAAAUUUGUAUUAUGAUUUUGAUCACACUUGCAUUAUUUUAUUUCAUUUUCUUCAAUCAAUCUUGAUCACAUAAAAGGGAAACUGUAACU